AUGGAGUGCGACAUCUGUGGAAAGGCUGGCAACCUAACGCAUCCCCUACACUGCAUCACUUGCGCCCGCAGCCAUCUCGAACAGCCCCGCAUCGACCUCGCUCGGACACUCAUAGACAAAGACGGCGUGGAGAAGCAUGUCAAGGCCAUCAUACAAGGCUCGGAAGACAAGUCCAGUCAGCAUGUCUCGCUGUCCGACUCAAAAGGAGGCCUGUUGGUCGACCGCCAGGAGUGCACACACCAUCUGAACUGGCAACGGACCAAAGCUGAGACGGCUGAAAUACAAGAGCGCACACAGCUUAUCACAGAACAGUCAAAACAUAUCCGGGAUCAGAUGGAGGCUACACGGAAACGGAUCGAGUCACAGCGCGCCGCAAAUGCACAACGAAAGUCUGAUCUAUCAUCCGCUACUUAUGGCAUCGAUUCACGGCGCGCCAACGAGCUAGACAAGGUCCAACAACAUCUUAAGAGGAUAGACUACAAGUCGGAUAAGAUGCACCACGAUACUAUGGAGCUGCGCAUGCAACUUUGCACUACCGCUGCGAAGCUCGCCGGGCUUAAGACUACCAGAAGGAGGAACAAGGACGAAAGCGUAAAGGUUGUCUACAAUAUUGGGCCAGGCUCAAGACUCCGGAUCUGGGAUCUCAGGGAUCUGAACGAGGCUCCACCUGACCAACUAUCAGCGUCAUUAGGUGCUGUAGCUCAACUCCUGGUCCGAGUCGCUGCAUAUCUGGGCAUCCGCUUGCCCGCCGAGAUUACACUUCCUCACAACGACUACCCACAGCCGACUGUAUUCAGCCCAGCUUCCUCGUACAAAGGAAAGAAGGUCCCUUUCCCAGGGUCAACGCCUUCGCACUCGUCAAGCAACAGUCCAGAAGCAUCCCGCACUAUCGAUCCACGCGUACACCUACCGAAACCGCGAACGCUUUUCAUCGAUCGACCUCUUGGUCAUCUCUCCGCGGAAGAUCCGCCAGCCUACUCCUCCUUCAUCGAGGGCGUGUCUCUACUCGCUUACAACGUGGCUUGGCUAUGCCGCACUCAAGGCAUGAAGGAUAGCUUCAAGCAGUGGGAAGAUAUAUGCCCUAUGGGCCAGAAUUUACAUCGACUUCUGAUAUCGCAAGAGACAUACUUGCAUCAGCGACCCGAGAAUCCUCUCGACAAAGACAUUACAUCAAAGACCUCUCUGCGGAAGAAACCCGUAGGUUUCGGACAAUUUUCGCAUGCUACGUCACACUCAUACAUGAACAUCGCCGAGAACGUGCGGUAUCUAAGUGGUUGGAGUCUAUCGCCAAUGAAAAUCGUUGAUGAUUUGAGGGCAUUUUUGCUAGCAGAACAGCAGGCACAAGAAUGGGACGUAGUCAACCAGAAGGAGUGGGAGGAUAUGGAGAACCUCAUAGCUGAGGACCCGAUCAUAGUAGGCGAGAAGCGCCGUGACGCUGCAAGCAUCAGUGACGGACGCAGCUUCCUGACAUCAACUACAACGAACGGCAGGGCUACACCAUCACAGAAAGCCGACGUUUCAGAAGGUGAGCAAGCUGACCGUAGGAGGGGCACGAGUGGGUGGACCAAGUUGAAGAGCCGGCCUGACGACGUCGCGAAGAAUGACCUGUAG
Molecule: messenger RNA, 1611 nt
Organism: Parastagonospora nodorum SN15
Lineage: Eukaryota; Fungi; Ascomycota; Dothideomycetes; Pleosporales; Phaeosphaeriaceae
Exons: 1
Coding region: 1-1611 (536 amino acids)
Biological process (GO): SNARE complex assembly
Cellular component (GO): endosome; lytic vacuole
Molecular function (GO): SNARE binding
Source: RefSeq, a predicted model, not a curated record